This is a messenger RNA of Thunnus maccoyii (southern bluefin tuna), 5011 nucleotides long. RefSeq names its product ring finger and WD repeat domain 3 (gene rfwd3). Bases 245 to 2458 code for a protein of 737 amino acids. Gene Ontology annotation, biological process: interstrand cross-link repair; protein ubiquitination; double-strand break repair via homologous recombination. The transcript has 13 exons. NCBI's taxonomy places the organism in Eukaryota, Metazoa, Chordata, Actinopteri, Scombriformes, Scombridae. The record is from RefSeq and is a predicted model, not a curated record. Gene Ontology annotation, molecular function: protein binding; ubiquitin protein ligase activity. Gene Ontology annotation, cellular component: nucleus; site of double-strand break.
CACAACAUACGAUCUUUGGCGGUGACGUCUCGGCAGGAUGGGGCGGGCAGAGCGGACUGGCGCCGGGAGAUUCGAGCCCUUACCGCGGUACUGAGCGAGUUCAACGCUCCGGUGUGAAGUAUCUCAUUAACCCACCACGACGAAAACCCCGUGUGCUUUGAUCCUUUACCGUGGAGCCAUGUUGUCACCCCGUUUGUUCUUCCAGAUUGGGACCGGCGGCUGUUAAACCUUCACUUCCACACAGAUGGAGGCCAUGGAGGUAGACUCCCCGAUGGAGAUACAGGGAGGAGGCGGCAGGCAGCCAGAGGUUGCCGCCGUUGCAGCUGCAGGCCAGGCUGAGGACGCCAACGCACCACACGUCAUCUCAGACUCCGGCAGCAGCACCGAAGUGGACGAAGAUGAUGACGAUGACGGCAAUGAAGGAGGACAGGCGGCGGUUCGUGCGCCACCCUUCCUGCUUCCUGCCGCCUGGGCGUUCAGUCAGAGAGCGGUGGGCGGCAGCGCUGCAACCACACAUUCAGCAUCGCAGGGGGCGCCCAUACGGAGGAGACUCAGGCAGGGCCUCAGGGUGCACUACCCCAGUCAGACUGCAGCGCCCUCCAGAGGCUUCCCAGACUUCCUGCUCCGAGCGCCUGCUGCCAGCGUGGCCGAACCGGAGUCCGGCAGCACCACCGAGGUCAGCGAGUCUGACGAGGAGGAGGAAGAGGAGGGGGGCAACGAGGAUGGCGCACCUGCUGCAGCAGCACCAGCUGAACCUACCCAACCCGCCCUUUCCGCUAGUCCUCGUCCCAACGCCUCCAUCCAACAAUCACAACCACAGGAAGCUGUUCCAACCAACUCCAGUUCAGCUGCAGACAGUGAGAGGACAGAAGCUCAAAUUCAGGACGUUCAGUCGGUCCCCGCGUCCUCCGCUUCAGUCCAGUCGUCACAAAACGAGGAGGGCGAAGGCGACACCUGCACCAUCUGCUUCGAGGCGUGGACGACGGCGGGCGAACACCGGCUGGCCGCCCUGCGCUGCGGACACCUCUUCGGCUUCACCUGCAUCCAGCGCUGGUUGAAAGCUCAGGGCCCGGCGGCUAAAUGUCCACAGUGCAACAAGAAAGCGAAGCGUUCAGACAUCGUUCUGCUGUACGCUCCGAAGCUGAGAGCGCUGGACAACACCGAGCAAGAGAGCCUGAAGAAGUCUCUGGAGCAGGAACAGUCUCUGAGGAGGAAGGCUGAACUGGAAUCAGCUCAGUACAAACUGAAACUGCAGGUCGUCACCAACAAAUAUGGACAAGCGCAACAAGAGCUGCAGGAGCUGAGAGCUCUGAUGGCCCAAGCUGGGAGAAGUUCAGCUCCCCUCUCUUCCUCCUCCUCUUCUUCUUCCUCCUCCUCCUCGUCCUCGCUGCUCUUCGGUCUGUCUCAGAGGUCGGACGGCUCCAAGACGGCACAGUACAGUUUCUCCAAGGCGGUGCUGUUGUCUCAGGCCGGAGGCUGCAGAGUUUUAUCCUACUGUGAACCUCUGAGCUGCCUGCUGGCCUCGCAGCCUUCUCCUCACGCCACACUGGUGCCCGGUUGCGGGGUGAAGAAGGUGAGCGUGGUGACCAUGAAGGCCAGUCAGUACGUCCCCAUCCACAGCAAACAGAUCCGAGGUCUGUCCUUCAACAGACAGAACGACAGUCUGCUGCUGUCCGCCGCUCUGGACAACACCAUCAAACUCACCAGUCUGCUGACCAACACGGUGGUUCAGACCUAUAACGCAGGUAAACCAGUGUGGAGCUGCUGCUGGUGUUUGGACAACAGUAACUACAUCUACGCAGGUCUGAGCAACGGCUCGGUGCUCGUCUACGACACCAGAGACACCAGCACACACGUCCAGGAGCUGGAGCCGCUACGCUCCAGAUGUCCGGUGGCGUCUCUCUGCUACGUCCCGCGGGCGGCGUCCAGCUCCUUCCCCUGCGGCGGGCUGAUCGCCGGCUCUCUGGAGGGCGGGUGUUUCUGGGAGCAGGUCAACGAGACCACCUACAGACCGCACGUCCUGCCGCUGGAGACCGCCGGCUGCACCGACAUCCAGGUGGAGACGGAGAGCAGACACUGUCUGGUCACCUACAGGCCCGGACGCUCCAACCCGUCGCUGCGCUGCGUCCUGAUGGCUCUGAACCGCACGCCGCAGCAGGACUCCAGCCAGCUGCCCAGCUGCUCCUGCUCGCCGGUGCAGACGUUCAGCGCCGGAUCGUCCUGCAAACUGCUCACCAAAAACGCCGUCUUCAGGAGUCCAGACGGAGGAGGGACGCUGGUGUGCGCCGGAGACGAGGCGUCAAACUCCACCAUGGUGUGGGACGCCGGCAGCGGCUCUCUGCUCCAGAAGCUUCCUGCCGACCUCCCGGUGUUGGACAUCAGCCCGUUCAAGGUGAACGGCGAGCACUUCCUGGCCUCGCUCACCGAGAAGAUGCUGAAGCUCUACAGGUGGGAGUGAGCGAGGAAGACUCUCUCUGGGUCGUUGUGACGCGGACCGCGUGGAACUGUGGGAAAUUAAAUGCUGCUAAACUUUUAUCUGUACGUUUACACACACGCAAAAAAGUAAAACUCUGAUUAGCGGGAGUGAUCAGCUGGAGGAAACAUCUCAAACAUUUCGUUAUUGAUCUUAGUUUUUUCCCUUUUUUAAAAAAAAUAUGUGUUACUGCAUCUGGUGACCUUUGACCUGCAGAGUUUGAGGAGGCCAAUUGAAAUCUGAGUCAGGUUUGAACAUCCUCCAAUAAGAAGACAGAUUGUAAGAUGUAGUUCUGCUGCACUGAGCUCCCAUUCAAAGUACCGUAUUGGCCCUAAUAUAAGGACACCAUGAUUUUAAGAUCCCUCUUUUCCAACACUUGUUUUUGGAAAAAGAUACAUCCGACUUUAGUCACACACACGCUGUCAGGCUCUUGGAUGUGGACAAAAUUAUUUUCUCUGGCUUUUAGCGUUUUUCAGACUAACUGUUUGUCUUUUUGAGCUUCUCAUCAUCUGUGACAGUGGUCUGACAGUCCAGUCCUUGACAUAUAUAUAUAUAUAAUAAGAUGAUCACCACGCCUUCAAAACGUACUCUCCAGAAUAAAUUAUCAUCUUAUAUUCGGGCCAAUAUGGUAAUCUGAUUUUAAAUACAGGAGGAAAAGAUCAAAUUACCAGUGAGCGUGUGAACCAGUCUGUCUGAAGUCUGGUUGUGUUCAGAUCAUCUUCUCAGCUGAUGAAGGUGAUUUUUUUUUUCUCUCCUGUCGCUGGUUAUCGAACGUCAGCUGCUGAUUUUAGUCUGAUGAUAGUUUGAACAGGACCAACAUAUUAGUGCUUUACAUGUUCAUGCUCCUCAGCUAUAAAUUAUGUAUAUUUAGAAUAUUUGUUGACAGUUUUCCGCCUGUAUCCUCACUGUACAGGUUAAACAUUUUACACAUUGGUUCCCUUUAAUUUCUGUACAGAAUGAAAAUCAGUUAGAAAACUCAUGAGACUUGUCUGAUCCAUCACAGUCUGCAUUCAUUUAGUAAUUGUUACGACAUUGUUUCAUAGUAAUGUGACUUUUAAACGCAGAUUGAUUUGAAAUGUCUGCGCUGUAUUGCUUCACAAGUAGAUUUUUAACUCAUCAUAAAUAUAUAUCGGAUCAAAUGUGUUAGAGGUGUUUUCAUGACAUCAUUAGUCCACCAGGGGGCGCUCAUGGUGAGAAAAUGUCUUGCUCACUACUGAAGCAUUAUUAUAUAAAAGAAAACAGCUGUAAUGUAACUUACAAAAAGCAAUUUAAACAUGUUGUUCAUGGUGAUGGAUUACAUAACACAAACAAGUUUCUGCUAAUAUGUUUUUAUAUUGUACAGAAAUGAAGGGAAACCAACAGCUGUCUGGACAAAAUCUGCAUAAAACAGCAUCAAGUGUGAGUGGUUUGUAGUCCAAAGGAUGUUUUCCCAGUUCCAGGACCACUGACACUGGUUAAACUACAGAUGGUUGAUGUUUCACAGCUCUUCUGAUCAUUUUCUAAAUCAUAUCAUCACUUUUUAGAGCCGCUUCAAGCAGAACACACCUGGAUCUGUGCAGUCGAGUGAAUCCAGGUCAGUUGCAUUGUGGGUAAUGUAGGCGCCAGGUUCUGACAAGGAGUAAAAAAGACAAUAUCUCUCGUUCUGCUGCAUUAAUCUUAUUUUUAAUCGUCUACUGAGAUCAGAAUGCAACACUAAGUUGGUGGACUUUUAUUUUUUUUUAAGCAUUCAAAAACACGUCAAAUUUAGACUCUUGGUUCUGAAAAAGUCCCUUUUUUGCAAGAAACAAAAGUCCUUCUACGUUCAUGAUUGAAACGUUUGACUUUUAGCUUGUCAGUGCAGCUGCGUAACUGAAGUUUCAGACGUCAGAGCGGCCUUGAAUCCACCAGGGUAGAAAAUAUAUAUUUUGGCAACAGAGUCGCUGCAAAAAACAUGUUAAUUUAACAAAGAGAAAAAGAUCACUGACGCACGUUUCAACACUGCAAGUUGAUUUUCAUCACAUACGGAAAUGAACUGAAGUCAGUGACUGAAAGAUAUAAAACCGGUCUAAAAAAACUGAUGGUAUGAUUUGUAAAAUGGUCAGCAGAGAUGUAAAAUGUGUAUAAUUUGUAGACACUGAGGUUAAACUAUCUGUCGGAUCCUUUUUAAAAUAGUUUAGGACUUCAAGCUUUCCUCUAAAAUGAGCUCAGCGGUCAGACCAGAAGGGAAAAUUCAAAUAAACAAAAGAGCAGAUACACUAAAAUACUCCCAUUCAUUUUCACACCCUUCCUUUUUAAGUAUGUUAAAUUCUGGUGUGUUUUUUUUUUAAUGAUCACUUCUCACAAACAAACAGAAAAAGACAACAGACAGUCCUUCACUGUGGUUUAUGUCAUCUGUCGCUCCCCUCUAAACCAGAGCAUCAAGUGCCAAAGGACUCUGCCGUUGUAAAAUGUUCUUGUCCUUGUUUUCUUUCUAAAGGAAUUUGUAUAUAUGUAUAUUUGCUACAACUUGUUUGUGUACGACUUCAAAGUUAAUAAAAAUUAUGUUAUUUUUUAAACAAA